This is a messenger RNA of Neltuma alba, 2245 nucleotides long. Its product is annotated as AUGMIN subunit 3. Lineage: Eukaryota; Viridiplantae; Streptophyta; Magnoliopsida; Fabales; Fabaceae. The record is from RefSeq and is a predicted model, not a curated record. Gene Ontology annotation, biological process: microtubule organizing center organization; spindle assembly. The transcript is spliced from 18 exons. Gene Ontology annotation, cellular component: HAUS complex; mitotic spindle; microtubule organizing center. The coding region runs from base 131 to 1978 and encodes 615 amino acids.
UCAUCAGAGCAUCACUCUCAUAUUGAAAUUGAAGGCCGGCACCGUAUCUCCCUCUUCCGUCGUCUUCCUUUGAAAUGGAGAUCUGAGCGAGCCGAAGUGAACGAAUCCCGAAGCAGCUAUCGUCAUCGAAAUGAGUGGGGCAAGACUGUGCUCCUUGUUAGCUGAAUUGGGGUUCGAAGAUGCCGAAGGAUUGGACCCUGAUAGCUUCGAAUGGCCCUUUCAGUACGAAGACGCACGCCCCAUACUGGAUUGGAUCUGCACCAGCCUCCGCCCCUCCAACGUCCUCUCUCUCUCGGAGCUUUCCCAGUAUGAGCAAUUUAAGCAGGAAGGCAAGCUCUUGGAGGGGGAAGAUUUGGACUCUGCUUUUGAUAGCAUUUCAGCUUUUUCUGCCAGGAGAGACAACCAGGAGGCUGUUUUUGGCACUGAAGAAGGACUAAAGGAUAUAAGGGAGGCAACUUUGGCAUAUAAAGCUGAAGCUUCAGACCUGCAAAGACAGCUAAAGCACCUGCAAUGUCAGUUUGACAUGCUUACUGGCCAGGCUUCAACUUUGAUACAAGGGAGGCGUGCGCGCGUUGCUGCAACAUCUGUUGUGAAUGGACACCUCACUACAAUUGAUGAUAGCCUAUCAGCAAGAAACUUACAGAUGAAUGCAGUUCUUGGAAGAAUUGCUUCGACAGUGCAGGAGCUGGCUCAUUAUCAUUCUGGAGAAGAAGAUGGUAUUUAUUUGGCAUAUUCUGACUUUCAUCCAUACUUGCUUGGAGAUUCAUCUUGUCUAAAAGAGUUAAACCAGUGGUUUUCUAAGCAACUAGACACAGGUCCAUUCCGGCUUGUAGUUGAGGAGGGAAAAUCUAAAUGCUCCUGGGUCAGCCUUGAUGACAUCUCAAAUAUUUAUGUUAGAGAUUUAGAAAAAUCACAUCAUCAACGUGUGUCUGAGCUGCAACGGCUUCGCUCGAUAUUUGGAACAAGUGAAAGACAAUGGGUGGAGGCUCAGGUUGAGAAUGCCAAGCAACAAGCUAUUUUAGUGACACUUAAAUCACAGGUCUCAUUAGAUGAAGCUCAUAUUCAUCUUGAUCUUCAUUCCCUUAGGAGAAAGCAUUCUGAAUUGGAUAUUGAACUCUCAAAUCUUCGUCACAGAGAAGAGAAGCUUCUUUCUGAGACCAUUCCAGAUUUGUGUUGGGAGCUAGCUCAACUCCAAGACACAUACAUUUUGCAAGGUGAUUAUGAUUUAAAGGUCAUGCGUCAAGAGUACUAUAUUAAUCGGCAGAAAGCAUUCAUAAACCAUCUUAUCAAUCAGCUCGCUAGGCAUCAGUUCUUAAAGAUAGCCUGUCAAUUGGAAAAGAAGAACAUGCUUGGAGCAUUUACAUUGCUUAAAGUUGUUGAGUCUGAGCUGCAAGCAUACUUGUCUGCAACCGAGGGACGGGUGUGCUGUUGCCUGGCAUUGAUUCAAGCUGCGUCUGAUCAAGAACAAGGGGGAGUACAUGACAGUGAUCAUUUUCUACAUGCUAUUAGAGAUCUUCUAAAAGUUUAUUCAAAUGCUCAAGCUGCAAUAUCAACAUAUGUAUCAGCACCAGGCAUUGUCCAGCAGAUAUCAGCUCUCCACUCAGAUUUGAUGUCCCUUCAAUCAGAUCUAGAGAAUUCCCUUCCAGAAGAUAGAAAUAGGUGUAUUAAUGAAUUGUGUACGCUUAUACAAAGUCUUCAACAACUGCUCUUUGCAUCUUCAACAACAGCACAGCCGAUACUGACACCUCGGCCAUUAAUGAAAGAGCUCGAUGAUAUGGAAAAGAUCAAUGCAAAGCUCUCAGCUGCUGUGGAAGAGGUGACAUUAGAGCACGUAAAAAAGAAUGAGAUUGUGAAACAUCAUGCACAAGAGAUUGCACUUCAAAGACGAGUGUUUGUUGAUUUCUUUUGCAAUCCGGAGCGUUUGAGGAGCCAGGUUAGGGAACUGACUGCUCGUGUCAGGGCCUUGCAAGUUUCGUAACAAUCAUAUGUUGUAUUAUAUAUUUUCCAUUCAUACGUUUUUUUUUCUCCCCCUUUUUGGUUCCUUUAGGGUUUGAUUUUUCUUGUCUAAAUUAGAUUCUCUCUUUAAAGUUUUAUGUAAUAGUGAGUAGAUGCCCUUGUGGCGGUCUUAUCCAAAUGGGGAAUGAGCUAUGGUCCAUACCUGUGUUGUAAGUUGUGAGCUUUGCGUACUUGCUGGUGAGUUUGUGUAUAUAAAGUUAUGUUUUAUUGACUGUUCAGAGAGAAAGCC